Mucor mucedo is the source of this 1678-nucleotide messenger RNA. RefSeq lists its product as uncharacterized. Lineage: Eukaryota; Fungi; Mucoromycota; Mucoromycetes; Mucorales; Mucoraceae. The transcript is spliced from 3 exons. Bases 29 to 1588 code for a protein of 519 amino acids. The record is from RefSeq and is a predicted model, not a curated record. Gene Ontology annotation, molecular function: nucleic acid binding.
UUUUAGUGAAAAGAAAAUAAAUUAAAUAAUGUUUGGGUCAACAACAACUACUAAUACAGGGUUUGGAGGGUUUGGUACUCCAGCCGCUGCAACAACAACAACAACGACACCUUCCUUGUUUGGAAGUGCACCUACUACUAGUACACCUUCAUUAUUUGGAAAUCCCUCUACCAGUACGUCUUCCUUGUUUGGUGGCGCUGCUUCUACUACUUCUGCCCCUACUUCCACUGCUGCUACUUCUUCAUUAUUUGGAGGUGCACCCACCAAUACACUCUCCUCCUUUGGAACCACACCCGCCGCCACGAGUAGUGCACCCUCCUUGUUUGGUAGUACACCAACUCCCUCUCUUUUUGGCACCUCCACAAAUACCAACACAGCAGCAACAGCGACAACAGCAGCAAAGCCUUCAUUCUUUGGAACGGGUAGUAAUAAUACGUUUGGCAACACAACCACCGGUGGUGGCAAUUCUCUUUUUGGAGGAAACGCAGGCACAGGAGCAGCUGCUUCUACCUACGCACAAGCAUCUCAUUCCGUGUUUAACGCACCAACAGCACAACAACAACAACAACAACAGCAACAACAAGAAGGAAAAGGGUAUUUGGAUUUAGAUACCUGUUUUCCUGAUACCAAAGUACCUCAUUUUCUUGUCACGCCUCAAGGGUUGACGCGUACGGUGGUGCCUGCAAAUUUUUUCAUUGGAAGUAGUAACAGUACAAGAGAUAAACAGGUCACGAAUGUCGAGUCAAAGAAUAUCGAUGAAUUUUCCUUGACUUCGGUUGGGUUCAGUGAAAGCAACAAGACUUUGCCUUUUUACUUGACUUCUUCUGCAGAUAACACCAACACCAACAACAACAACAAUAAUAAUAGCAACACCAAUAAUAACAAUACCUCGACUGCCAACAACCAAUCACCUAUUCCUAUUUACAGUGCGAAAAAGAGAGUGCUUGAAGGAAGCCAUUUAGAUACUGGCCGCAACGUCAUGGCUAAGAAUGAACAAGGGAUAUUUUCACAUGGAAAAAGCGAAGUAGUCAACAAUGGAUUUAAUCAACACUUGAAUUCAGUGGGAGGAGGUGAGCCACCUUUUGAAUCACUGAAUGAGACGGGUAUCCAGACGGUAGGAGGACAGGGAGCUGGAGGAAAAGGCGGGUUAUUCACGCAGACGAACAACGAGAUGAAUAACCCAUUUGGAUUAUUUAACACAAGCCGUAGCGUGGAUCCUACAAAGACCCGUGUUCGUGUAUUUGGAUAUGAUGGAAAGGACGUGGAAAAGAUCAUCAAGUAUUUUACAAACCUAGGUGAAUUAGCCGAGCCAUGCCAAAGUCAAGGCAAUUGGAUCACAUUUAAUUACGUGUCACCUCAAGUGGCUCAAAAGGCAAUCGAAUGUAACGGAAUGAACAUUGACCAAAAUCAUCUGGUGGGUGUAACAUGGGAUGAAAGAGCAAAACAAGUAGAAAACUUGCAUUAUCAGCCUCAACAAAAUGACUUAUACAAGAGACAAAGUAGUUUCAUGAACAUCUUUUCCGUCGAUCAUCAACAAGGUGAACAAAAACUCGUAGAUAAAAUUAGAGAAAAACUAUUGGGCUGGUAAAAAAGCACAGAAGAAAAAAAAAAUUAUAUAUAAUUAUCAUAAAUAAAUUAGUAUGAUGUCACACCACUCCUUAUAUAAGAAAAAAAAAAA